AUGGCAUUGGACCGACGCAAGGCUGCUGUAUUUGGUGGUGCCUUUGUAUUACGGCUACUUCUGGUCUUUCUUUUUCCCUCGUUGCCCGACUUGCUCACAGGCCGAGUGGAGGUCUCGACCCCGGUCAAUAGCUUCAAGCGAUUGCAAGAGGGUCUCUUCCUUUACACCCGAAAUGUGUCACCCUACGAUGGAGGUGUUUUCCAUCAGGCACCGCUCCUCCUCCCAUUAUUCACUUUGCUCCCAGAUGUGAAGAGCAAUCCAUUCCCUACCGCCAUAUUCUACUUCCUCGUCGAUUUAAUAAAUGCGCAUGCAUUGAUCAACAUUUCGGAAUCAGGCCAAUCUGUUCAGACCCGACUACACUCUGCUAUGCGAAAGCAUAUCCGGUGGGACGGAGUGUCUAUUGCAGCUUGGUUCUUGUUCAACCCCUUUACAAUUGCAACCUGCUUGGCCCGAUCAACGAGCGUCUUCACCACCACCGGAAUCCUUUACGCCGUCUCGAAUGCUGUGGAUGGAAAUAGUAUCAACGCAGUGUUGGCACUAGGUCUCGCAUCAUAUUUGUCUCUUUAUCCAGCAUUGCUGUUUAUCCCGCUGGUGCUGCUUUGCUAUGACCAACAAGCGCAAUCCUCCAAGGCACCCAACACUGUGGUGUUCUUUGUGCGACAUGGUGCGAUGCUACUGUCUAGCGUCGCCGGUUUACUAGGAUUGUCAUGUAUUGUCACGGGGAACUUCUGGGAAUUCAUGUCCGCCACGUAUGGCUUUCAUCUGCUGGUCCCCGACUUGACUCCUAAUGUGGGUCUUUGGUGGUAUUUCUUCAUCGAGAUGUUCGACUCCUUCCGGGAGUUCUUCGUGGGCGUCUUCUGGCUUCAUCUAGCCAGUUAUGUGGGAGGCUUUACUGCCCGCCUGCGACGACAACCCUUGUUUAUCAUUACUUCGCUCUUGGGCGUCUUUGCAAUUUUCAAGCCUUAUCCUAGUAUUUCUGACGCAUCCCUCUACUUCGCGCUGCUACCUUUGUACCGGCACCUCUUUCCUUUGAUGCGGUACACAUUCUUCGCAGUCUCCGCACUUCUCUACUCCAGUCUUCUGGGCCCCGCAUUCUACCACUUGUGGAUCUACGCUGGGUCCGGCAACGCCAACUUCUUCUAUGCGAUCACUCUCGUCUGGAGUCUAGGCCUUUCUAUCCUGCUGGCUGAUAGCAUCUUUGCGGCCCUCAGAGACGAAUGGGAGCAAGCCAACCCUGAAUUGCAAGGCCAGGAAGUGAAACAAAUAUAA
Penicillium odoratum is the source of this 1269-nucleotide messenger RNA. RefSeq names its product GPI-anchored transamidase subunit GAB1. Gene Ontology annotation, biological process: attachment of GPI anchor to protein; protein localization to cell surface. NCBI's taxonomy places the organism in Eukaryota, Fungi, Ascomycota, Eurotiomycetes, Eurotiales, Aspergillaceae. The coding region runs from base 1 to 1269 and encodes 422 amino acids. The record is from RefSeq and is a predicted model, not a curated record. Gene Ontology annotation, cellular component: GPI-anchor transamidase complex; membrane. The transcript is spliced from 5 exons.